CCUUUAAGAGGCUGAGGGGCGGCAGCUGUUUCUCGACUUGCCGUUUCCUGCUCUCCUCCUUGUGCUGCUUCUCUGGCGCUUGUGUGGGCACCGGCUGGCUGGGGCUGGGCACAGCUGUACCCACCUCACCCAUGUCUGCACUGGGCAGAAGCAGCAUGAGGCGCUCCAACAGCCUGGGCGAGAUCGACGAGGGCCUGUACUCGCGGCAGCUCUACGUGCUGGGUCAUGAAGCCAUGCAGAGGCUGGCAAAAACCACUGUGCUGGUGUCAGGGAUGAAGGGUCUGGGUGUGGAGAUUGCCAAGAACAUCAUCCUGGCUGGGGUGAAAUCCGUCACUGUGCACGACCUGGGCAACACCCAAUGGAGUGACCUCUCCUCGCAGUUCUUCCUGUCUGAGAGCGAUGUGGGCCGGAACCGAGCUGUGGCCUCCCAGCAGCACCUGGCAGAGCUCAACAGCUACGUGCCUGUGACAGCAUACACCAGGGAGCUGUCUGAGAGCUUCCUGGCAGCCUUCCAGGUUGUGGUUCUGAGCAACUCACCCCUGGAGGAACAGCUCCGCGUCAGCGACAUCUGCCAUGCCCGCAGCAUCCGCUUCAUCCUAGCCGACACCAAGGGGCUGGCCGGGCAGCUGUUCUGUGACUUCGGGGAGGACUUCGUGGUCUACGAACCCUCGGAGGCUGAGCCCGUCUGUGCCUAUGUCCAGCACAUCUCGCAGGGCACGCCUGGGGUGGUGACCUGCAGGGACGGGCAGGGCUACGGCCAUGGCUUUGCAGAUGGCGACUUUGUGACAUUCUCGGAUGUGGAGGGCAUGAGCCAGCUGAAUGGCUGCAAGCCCCGUGCCAUCCAUGUUCUGGAUGAGUUCAUGCUGGAGAUUGGGGACACGGCCUUCUUUGCCCCGUACCAGCGCGGCGGAGUCAUCACCCAGGUGAAGGUGCCACAGCUGCAUUCCUACGAGCCUUUGAGCGCAGCCUUGGCCAAGCCGAAGAUCAAAGCUAUGGACAACCGAGGGCGCAGCUUGCACCUGGCCUUCCGGGCACUGCACGCCUUUGCUGCCGAGAUGGGACAGCUGCCCCGGCCCAGAGCCCAGGCGGAUGCUGAGAGGUUGCUGGAGCUGGCACGAGGCCUGACCGCAGACCAGGAGCUGCUAGACGAGGGGCUGGUGCGGACGUUUGCCCACGUGAGCGCAGGGGAGCUGAGCCCCAUGGCCGCCCUCCUUGGAGGCCUGGCUGCCCAGGAGGUGCUGAAGGCUGCCUCGGGGAAGUUCUUGCCGCUGGAGCAAUGGCUUUACUUCGAUGCACUGGAGUGCCUGCCCAAGCAGGGGACUACGCUGCUGACGGAGAAGUCCUGUGCCCCGCAUGGCAGCCGCUAUGAUGGGCAGAUCGCUGUGUUCGGGGCUGACUUCCAGGAGAGGCUGGGCCGGCAGAAGUACUUUGUGGUGGGAGCCGGAGCUAUUGGCUGUGAGCUGCUGAAGAACUUUGCAAUGAUUGGGCUGGCGGCUGGCAAGGGCGGGAGCAUCACUGUGACGGACAUGGACACCAUCGAGCGCUCCAACCUCAGCCGGCAGCUGCUCUUCCGCCCGCGGGAUGUGGGUAAGCUGAAAUCGGAGGUGGCGGCGGCGGCUGUACGGCGCAUGAACCCCAUGACCAGGGUGACAGCCCAGCCGCACCAUGUGGGGCCCGACACGGAGACACUCUACGGGGACGACUUCUUCAUGGCCCUGGAUGGCGUGGCCAAUGCUCUGGACAGCAUGGAGGCCCGGGCCUAUGUGGACGGCCGCUGCAUCCGCUACCUCAAGCCCCUGCUGGACUCGGGCACCGAGGGCACCAAGGGCCACGUGCAGGUCAUCGUGCCCUAUCUGACACAGCCAUUCGGGAGCUCCGAGGACCUCACGGAGUCGGCCGUGCCCCUGUGCACCCUGCGCCACUUCCCCAGCACCAUCGAACACACCCUACAGUGGGCUCGGGAUGAGUUUGAUGGGCUCUUCAAGGUGCCUGCAGAGAAUGUCAACAAAUACCUGGAGGACCCAGCCUUCCUGGAGGGACAGUGGACGACGCAGGAUCUGGAGGGGGUGCGAAGCAGCCUGCAGGAGAAGCCGCGCAGCUGGCAGGACUGUGUGUGCUGGGCCAGGCAGCACUGGGAAAGCCUCUAUCGCCACACCAUCCUAAACCUGCUGCAUGCUUUCCCGCCCAGCCACGAGACCAGCCCUGGGGUCCCCUUCUGGGCAGCGCCCAAGAGAUGCCCCCGGCCCCUGGAGUUUGACUGCGACAACAGCACCCACAUGGAAUACAUCAUGACAGCUGCCAGCCUCUUUGCCCAGACGCACAGGCUGCAGGUGCCCCGCGACCAGGCGGCUGCCAGGGAGACGCUACGGGCCAUGGCCGUGCCGCCCUUCCAGCCGGAGGUGGGGGUGCGGAUCCCCGUCACGGAGGAGGAGAUGGAGGAGGCGCCUGCCGGGGUCGAUGAGGAGCAGCUGGCAGCACUGAGGCAGGAGCUGGCAGAGCGCAGAUGGACCCUGCUGGAGGGGGGUUGCGGUAGCACCCACCGCAUGGAGCCUAUCCACUUUGAGAAGGAUGAUGACAGCAACAGCCAUAUAGAUUUCAUCAUGGCUGCGUCCAACUUGCGGGCUGUGAACUACGGCAUUGCCCCCGCCGACUGGCACAAGAGCAAGCGGGUGGCGGGCAGGAUUGUGCCCGCCAUUGCCACCACAACAGCGGCAGUGGCUGGACUGGCAUGCCUGGAGCUCUACAAGCUGGUGUGGGGGCAUCAGGACCUCGGCUCCUACCGCAACAGUUUCCUGCAGCUUGCGGAGCCGCUGCUCGCCCACUUCCAGCCCCUGAUGCCCCCAGCCACUUACAAGUAUGGCCAGGAGACGUGGAGCUGCUGGCAUCGGGUCGAGGUGCCUGGGAUCGGCGCUCACGGGGAGGAGCUGAGCCUGCAGGGGCUCCUGGACCAGCUGCAGGGAGUGCACGGCCUGCCAGUGCGCACAGUGCUGUGCGGGGUGACCAUUCUCUAUGCCAGCUUCUGGGCCAAGCAGAAACGUGAGGCACAGCUCGCCCGCAGACUGACACAGCUGGUGGGCAGCCCCCCUGGAGGAGCCUCGCAGCCCCCCCGCAUCCUAGUGCUGGACCUGGUCUGCGAGGACCAACAGGACGACGACAUCUUACCACCUGUGCAUGUUCGGCUGCCCUGUGGCUGAGUGAAGCCUGCUGCCAGGUGCCUCCCUGGGCACAGAUGGGCAGUGGGGGCUCGGCUGUACGCUACAGGCCCCCUGAGAUGCUCAGCGGGACACUGGCCUGCUUCUCACCAGCCUGGCAGUGGAGAGCCCAGGAUGUAGAUGGGCGCACUGGGAGCAAGGCCUGUCCCCGGCCCCCUACAGCUAAUAAACCCUUGCCCCUGUCA
Chelonia mydas (Green sea turtle) is the source of this 3397-nucleotide messenger RNA. It is a transcript of the gene UBA7, whose product is annotated as ubiquitin like modifier activating enzyme 7. Gene Ontology annotation, biological process: protein sumoylation. The record is from RefSeq and is a predicted model, not a curated record. Gene Ontology annotation, molecular function: SUMO activating enzyme activity. Gene Ontology annotation, cellular component: SUMO activating enzyme complex; cytoplasm. NCBI's taxonomy places the organism in Eukaryota, Metazoa, Chordata, Testudines, Cheloniidae.